Ziziphus jujuba (common jujube) is the source of this 2662-nucleotide messenger RNA. Its product is annotated as coiled-coil domain-containing protein SCD2. The transcript is spliced from 16 exons. Gene Ontology annotation, biological process: cytokinesis by cell plate formation. Lineage: Eukaryota; Viridiplantae; Streptophyta; Magnoliopsida; Rosales; Rhamnaceae. The record is from RefSeq and is a predicted model, not a curated record. The coding region runs from base 363 to 2540 and encodes 725 amino acids.
AAAUGUGUUACGCGGCCUGAUCAACGUUAAAAGCUCUGCUUUCAUUCCCUCAUUUGUGCCACAACGUUCGGAUCAUUUUAAUCUUCAUCUUCAAUCUCCAAAAUUCCCUAAGAAAAAACAAAAAAAUCAUUUACAAACAUUAUAUUACAAAUCUCCAUUCAAUGCUCAACCUUUCGAAAGAUUGAUUCUUUUUUCUUUUCUUGAAAUUAAAAUUGGGUUUGAUUGAAAUUGAAAUUAGUCUCUUCACUUCCGGUGGGGAAAUCAUGAUCAAUACGAGUUGAUUUCUUGCAGCACAAGAAACCAAAAGAUCAAAAAUCUUUUCUCUGCUUCGAAUAACAUAGUAGGAAAAUUGAAAAUCGGCUAUGGAUCGAAACAGGUUCGUUAGGCAGAAGAGCAACGCGGGCACGCCUAAUGCGCCUGCUUCACCAAUGAUGUCUCCUCUGUACCCGAACCGCCAUGCGAGGACAGGUUCAGUGGGAAUGUCGAAUCCAAGGAAAGCUCAGAACGCAAAAGCCGCUGCACAGAGGCUAGCACAUGUAAUGGCCAACCAAUAUGACGAUGAAGAUGAUGAUGAGGACGACCUUCUUGUAGACUAUGGCUCCACGGGUGGCUCAGGGAUUGGUCUUGCUGGUGGAAGGGCAAUGCGAUCUCGCUCUCCAAUAUUGUCAACUCGUACAGUUCAAGAGCAACCCUCCUCUGGAAUCACACCACCAGUUGGUAGAUCAUCUCUGGGUGGGAAUUAUGGAGACCAACCAGUAUCAGCUCGUUCAACACCACUUGGCAGGCCAUCUCAGUCAUCUUCCAUGGUCAAUUCUGUGGAUCAGCCUUCAUCUGCUUAUUCUGUAUCGGCUUCAAGACAUUCUCAGCCCACCAAUUCCAAUGUUGAACAACAACAACCUUCUUCUCAACAUUCUUAUUUUCAUGUAUCUACUCGGCCAUCCCAGGUUGCCAGUUCUGUUGAAUCGCCUACUUCUGGUCGUUCUGCAAUAUCUGCUAGACAAACUCCGGCGGCCAACAAUAUUUCUAAUGUUGAACAGCAUUUUCCAUAUGCUUAUUCUAAUAUAUCUUCUAGGACACCCCAAGUGGUAACCAGUUCUGUUGAACAGCCUACCUCUGCUCGUUCCAGCAUAAUGUCUAAUACUCGACCUUCUCAGCCCAACAGUGCCACCAUUGAACAGCCUACGUCUGCUCGUUCUAGCAUAAUGUCUAAUGCUCGACUUUCUCAGCCCAAUAGUGCCACCAUUGAACAGCCUUCAUCUGCUCGUUCUUCGAUGUCCAUCCGAACGUCUCAGGCUGCAACUUCUGUUGAACAACCUCCAUCUGCUCCUCGUUCUCCAUUAGUCACCCGCCCUCAUUUAGGAAUCAGGACGGUUCCAAUUGUUCCGGCUGUUGUUCCUUUGUCAGUUAAGCCAACAGCUUCUGCUGUUCCAAAUGAGGUUAAUGCAGAAAUUCGGAGAGAUAAAAGGUUGUCGCUUGACUUGGGGAGUAUGAAAGUAAGGGAAACUGCCCCUAAUCCCUCUGCUUCUGCUCUACAAGAUGAGCUUGAUAUGCUACAGGAAGAAAAUGAAAGCUUACUUGAAAAGCUUCGACUUGCAGAAGAAAGGUUUGAGGAAUCAGAGGCAAGAAUUCGGCAGCUGGAGCAACAGGUUGCUAAUCUUGGAGAAGGCACAACUUUGGAUGCCCGUCUUCUAAGCAGGCAAGAAGCAGCACUGCAACAGAGGGAGGCUGCUUUAAGAAUUGCAUUUCAAAAUCAUGGUAAUAGAAACAAUGAUGCCACAACUGAGCACCUUCACGAAACUGAGUUUGAACUGAAAUCACUUCAAAUUAUGACACAGAGAAUGAUAUUGACUCAGGAAGAGAUGGAAGAAGUUGUUCUAAAGAGGUGUUGGCUUGCUCGGUACUGGGGUCUGUGCGUUGAACAUGGCAUUCAAGCAGAACUAGCUAAAGAAAAACAUGAAUAUUGGUCAUCUUUUGCACCUCUGCCUGUUGAAGUUGUAUUAGCUGCAGGCCAGAAAGCUAGAGAACAGAACGACAACAAUGAUCUAGACGACAGAGAAUCAAGUCCACGUGACGUGAGUGAAUUUUCUGGUGAUGGAAACAUUGAGAACAUGCUUUUAGUUGAGAAAGGUCUACGGGAACUGGCUUCUUUAAAGGUAGAGGAUGCAGUGGUACUUGCAAUGGCUCGACAACGACGCACGAAUACAAUAAAAUCAGAUGAGUUGAAGCUACCAGCUGAGGGACAAUUUGAUGCAUUUGAAUUGACCCCUGAUGAGUCUCAAGAAGUACUCUUCAAGCAGGCUUGGCUUACAUAUUUUUGGAGAAGAGCCAAAAACCAUGGGGUGGAACCAGAUAUAGCAGAUGAUCGUUUACAAUUUUGGGUCAGCCACAACACCAAGGCAGCCACCUCACAAGAUGCAGUUGAUGUUGAACGUGGGCUUAUUGAACUGAAGAAGUUGAGUAUUGAUACCCAAUUAUGGGAAGAAUCUCGCAAAGAGCUUGACCAGGAAUUACGUAGAACACAAAGUCAGUCUGAAAUCUAGACAAAUGCAUUUAUAAAGUUUCGAUAUUCUUCUUAGCAUUUUAUUUACAUUUUGUCUAAAAUAUAUCACUGAAAAGUCUGUAAUAUAGUACCAUUAUAGUACUGAUAAUAUUUUAUUUUGAA